AAAGCCCUUUCUGGAAAGGCUCCGGCCGGUAAAGGAAAAGUUCUAAGAGCUCAUCAGGAGAGGGGCCAGGAUUCCAUGGAUUGGCAUAUGGUAAAGGGGAGAAGACAUGGAAGGCAUAUUUCUAGUGGUGGUGAGGGCCCAAAGCCUGUCUGGCAGGUUGUAACCCCGGUUGGAGUGGCCAGUAAUCAUGAGGAGGUUGAAAACCCUAAUCCUUACCCUGACCUCUCUUACCUAGAGGUUUCAGUUCCUUCUUCAUGCAUGGCAAUCGUCCCUUUCGUCCCAACAAAGGUGGUAGAUGUGGCCUCUGAUCCUGAACCAAUACCUCUCUUGGGCAACCUGGAUGACUCCUGGAUUGAAACGCAUUUUGAUCCAGAAAAUCUCAAUAUUGGAGCUAAUCCCUCGUAUUACUGUCACUCUCAUGGUGGUGAAGGAGACUGUCCUUUUGAUUCCUCGAGUUCGGAACCUAUGGACAUGAUUGGCAACCUUCCUUUUCAAUCCAUGCCCUUACAAAAGUACUCUAAACCCAAAAAACCACUGCCACCCCUAGGUGUGACAACGAGAGAGGUGGAGCUGGCUCAUCUCCCUAAAAACAACUCUGACCAUAAGGCCCUUGUACUUCAGUGCAAACAUCAUGAUAUUCAAGGAGCAAGGCCAUUCAGAUUUAUUAACUCCUGGAUCCAUCAUGACCAUUUCCUUAAGGUGGUUAAGGAUGCUUGGGCAAAGAGCCCUACUUUUGGUGGGAUGAGAGGGCUAGUGUCCAAACUUCAAGACCUAAAGAAAGCCCUUAGAGACUGGAACACAAAGGAGUUUGGGAACAUUUCUGUGAGGAAAGAGAAAGGCCUUCAUACCAAAGAGGCAAUCAGUGAGGAAGCCAUCAGCUUCUUCAAGGAUCAAUUCUCAGCUGACCACUCUUCAGCUCCAAACCUCAUUUUUCCUUACAUCCCUCAAACUAUCAGUGACCUAGAUAAUGAUUUACUUACUGCUCUCCCUGAUAUGGAAGAAGUCAGAAGCACCAUUUGGCAGAUGGAUGGUGACAGUGCUAGUGGACCGGAUGGCUUCAAUGAGAAUUUUUUAAAGGCCUCUUGGGAUAUCAUCAAGGAAGAUGUUCUUAAAGCAAGCCUGGAAUUCUUCAAGGGCCUUCCCAUCCCCAAGGCUUAUGGGAGCACUUUCCUCACCCUUAUACCCAAGAAGGAUGACCCAAGAUCCUUUAAUGACUUUAGGCCAAUAUCCCUUUCUACUUUCAUGAGCAAAAUCAAUACCAAAAUCCUUGCCAACGGACUCCUCAAUCACCACUUGGACCACAAUUUCAUCAGCAGAUUCAAUGUUGGAUCCAUAAAGUGGGUUGGGCACCUUGCCUAUGCAGAUGACCUCAUGAUCUUCACAAAAGGUGAUUCAAGGAACCUUCUCAAACUCAAGCAUAUCCUAAGCCAAUAUCUCCAAGCUUCUGGACAAGAGGUCAACCUGUCCAAGAGUAGGUUCUAUACUGCGUUGCCACUCCGCCAUAGACGCUCGCUAGCUUCGUUCUCUGCGCUAUUGUCGUCGUCUUCCAUGGACAAUCCGCCCGAGGGUUACUGUAGAAACGUUGGCAUUUGUCUCAUGAACCCUACUGCCAAAAAGAUUUUUGCAGCUUCGAGGCUUGACAUGCCAAAUGCCUGGCAAAUGCCUCAGGGUGGCGUUGAUGAGAAUGAAAAUCCAAGAGAUGCUGCCAUCCGAGAAUUAAGAGAAGAAACAGGAGUCACCUCUGCAAAAAUCAUUGCUGAGGCUCCUCACUGGAUGGCAUACGAUUUCCCACCACACGUCAGGGAAAAGCUUAAGCAGCAAUGGGGUUCUGACUAGAAAGGCCAAGCACAGAAAUGGUUCCUCUUCAAGUUUAUUGGAAAGGAGGAGGAAGUCAAUCUUUUGGGUGAUGGGACUGAGAAGGCCGAAUUCGGAGAGUGGUCUUGGAUGUCACCUGAACAAGUUGUUGAUCGAGCGGUGGAUUUCAAGAAGCUGGUUUACGAAGAAGUUAUGUCUGUUUUUGGUCCAUUUCUCCAAUAGCCACAGAGCUUUGUCUGGGAUAUAUGAAGGUGUACC
Messenger RNA from Cuscuta campestris, 2073 nucleotides. NCBI's taxonomy places the organism in Eukaryota, Viridiplantae, Streptophyta, Magnoliopsida, Solanales, Convolvulaceae. The record is from the annotation of a GenBank genome assembly.